AUGACUGGAACAACCAAUGGCACCUAUGCCCUUCGUCCAGCGGAAGCCAAGCAUGAUCAAUUCUCCGAUGUCGACAGUAUCGAAGUCAUCAAUUGUGGAGAAGACGCAGCAAAACAUUUCCUCUUUGACCCACAGCAUCGCAACUUGAACCACGGCUCUUUCGGCACCUAUCCGAAAGCAAUCAAGACCGUCUUCCGGCACUUCCAGGACCAAUGCGAAUCUCGACCCGACUGGUUUCUCCGCUAUGAGCUUCCUCAACGUAUCAACGAGUCCCGAACUGCGAUCGCAGAAUACUUGAACGCUCCUGUGGAAGCCUGCGUCUUUGUUCCAAAUGCAACGACUGGAGUCAACGCUGUGCUGAGAAAUUUGGUCUUUCAGCCCGGCGAGGUGAUCAUCUACUUCGCAACCAUCUAUGGCGCUUGUCAGAAGUCUGUGGAGUACAUCCUCGAGACGACACCAGCCGAAGCCCGACAAGUGGAGUACACCUACCCUUGCUCCGACGACGACCUGUGUGCUGCGUUUGAGAAGACGGUCCAGAGAAUCAAAGCGGAAGGCAAGACUCCCAAAGUCGCCAUCUUCGACACCAUCGUCUCGCUGCCCGGUGUCAGAGUCCCUUUCGAACGCCUCACAAAGCUGUGUCGCGAGCAUAAUGUCCUCAGCUUGAUUGAUGGCGCCCACUCUGUAGGUCACAUCCCAAUGGACUUGAACGAACUUGACCCAGACUUCUACGUCUCGAAUUGCCACAAAUGGCUGUUCGUACCUCGCGGCUGUGCCGUCUUCUUUGUCCCAGACAGGAACCAGCAUCUCAUGCGUUCUUCGCUACCGACCAGUCACGGCUUUGUGCCGCGAGGCUCAUCCGCGAUCAACAACCCUUUGCCCCCCUCCGCGGAGAGCGAAUUCGUCACUCAGUUUGGGUUCACAGGCACUCUGGACUUCUCGGCAUAUAUGUGCGUUCCUGCAGCGCUCAAGUGGAGAAGCAAGGUCGCUCAUGGUAAUCUGCGUGGCGAGGAAGCGAUACUCGCCUACUGUCAGCAAUUGGCGAAAGAUGGUGGAAAGCUCGUCGCGGACGCCUUCGAUACAAAGGUGAUGGAGAAUCAAGAGGGCACUCUAGGGCAGUGCAAUCUUGUCAAUGUUCCUCUUACGGGUCUGUUCGAGCAGGCUGCUGGAAGUGAUGCUGCUACGGCGUCCAAGAUUGUGGUAUGGAUGGCAAAGACUCUGACAGAUGGGUACAACACCUUCAUUGCGAUGAUUGUCUACAACAACGAGAUCGUGGUCCGACUCAGCUCGGAGAUAUACUUGACGCUUGCAGACUUCGAAUGGGCGGCGAAGACCCUGAAGGAGGUUUGCGAGAGGGUUCGGAACGGAGAGUGGAAGACACCCCAGAAGUAA
This is a messenger RNA of Zymoseptoria tritici IPO323, 1389 nucleotides long. RefSeq lists its product as uncharacterized. Lineage: Eukaryota; Fungi; Ascomycota; Dothideomycetes; Mycosphaerellales; Mycosphaerellaceae. Bases 1 to 1389 code for a protein of 462 amino acids. The record is from RefSeq and is a predicted model, not a curated record. The transcript is spliced from 3 exons.